Messenger RNA from Colletotrichum karsti, 813 nucleotides. RefSeq names its product phytanoyl- dioxygenase family protein. The transcript has a single exon. Lineage: Eukaryota; Fungi; Ascomycota; Sordariomycetes; Glomerellales; Glomerellaceae. Bases 1 to 813 code for a protein of 270 amino acids. The record is from RefSeq and is a predicted model, not a curated record.
AUGGCUUUUGACCUUGAGGAAGCCAAGGCUCAUCUCAGAGAACACGGCUGGGUGCGCGUUCCAUCGGUUCUCACAACAGAAGAGGCCGCCGCCGCUCUUGAGAAGUUGUGGAAGGUUAAGGCAGCUGCUGAGGCCCGUGGCGAGGACACAUACCUGUCGUUUCUGGACCCAAACCCCAGCAAUGUGCGCGUCUUCUACCUGAUGGAGCUCGACAAGAUCUUCCGGGAUCUCAUUUCGCACCCGACCGCCAUUUCCAUGGUCAAGGCGGUGCUGGGAGAGAACUUUCUCAUCAGCAACUUCACUGCCAACAUUGCCCGACCCGGAUCGCAGAGCAUGGCGCUGCAUUCGGACCAGAGCAUCGUCUUCCCUGAUCCAUGGCAAGACGUCUGGGCGCUGAAUGUCAUCUGGUGCUUGACAGACGUCAACAAGGAGAACGGGGCGACGCAGUAUAUCCCAGGAUCCAACAAGUGGGUGUACCGCAAGCAGGUGCCUCAGAACGCGCCGGAGAUGUUGGUCCCGUUCGAGGGCAAGGCCGGCGACAUCAUUGUCAUGGACGGCCGCGUAUGGCACACCUCAGGCAGCAACGUCACCAAGGACCAGGACCGCGCGCUGCUUUUUGGCUACUACACCGCGCCAUUCAUGCGUCAGCAGGUCAAUUGGACGGCCAAGUUGCCAAAGGAGAUUCAGGACUCCUGCAGCGAGGACCUCAAGGAGUGGCUUGGUCUCAACCCUGUUGGAAACAUCGGCAUGACCGGUGAUUUGAGAUACAUGUCGGUACAAUACCCUGACGAGAAAAAGACGGCUUGCGAUUGA